This is a messenger RNA of Zerene cesonia (dogface butterfly), 1574 nucleotides long. RefSeq names its product probable ATP-dependent RNA helicase DDX28 (gene Dbp21E2). Bases 72 to 1553 code for a protein of 493 amino acids. Gene Ontology annotation, molecular function: nucleic acid binding; ATP binding; RNA helicase activity. The transcript has 5 exons. NCBI's taxonomy places the organism in Eukaryota, Metazoa, Arthropoda, Insecta, Lepidoptera, Pieridae. The record is from RefSeq and is a predicted model, not a curated record.
AGUAAACAUUGAACCAUCAACCGCUGCACCGCAGUCUUAAGUUAUGUGAUUAUAUGAAAAGUUCUUAAACGAUGACUAAACUCCGGCAAUUUUUAAAUUUAUCUUAUUGUAGAUAUUAUAGCGCCCAGCAAGCGAAGAAAAAAGUGCCCAUUAUUUCAUGCAAGCGACCAGAGUUCAACCAUUAUGAAGGGCAAACUUACGGAAAAUUUGAGGUUAUCAAUCUUGCAUCGAAGGGUUGGUUGCAUGAUAAGUCUAAAGGCGAUUAUUUUUCUAUAUAUGGAAAUGCGAGUAAGAAAGACGUCGGUCCCGUGUUUAAGAAGAGUUUUGAAGAAAUCGGUUUGUCAGAAGAGUUACGAGAGAUUAUGACGCAGCAGGGCUAUAGUUUGCCAACCGUAAUUCAGGCAAAGUCGUUUUCCCCCAUUAUACAAGGGUAUAACACAGCCAUUACGGCUGAGACAGGUUGUGGCAAAACAUUGGCUUAUAUGUUGCCAAUCAUGCAACAUAUAGCACAAUGGAAACCUCAUAUUCAGGAAGAGUUUAACAGCCCGUUGGCCGUUGUUAUAACACCUAGUAGAGAAUUAGCAACACAACUGGGUGAAGUGGCCUCUAGCUUAGCAGAGAACCAAAACAUAAAUGUCACGACUCUGAUUGGAGGUAAAACGAAGAAGAAAAUAUUGGACCCUCCGAUCGAAUACUGUGAUGUUUUAAUCGCAACUCUUGGUGCGUUUAGCAAGCUUGUUACAACUGGUAUUUAUAAGAUACACAAUGUCCAUCAUGUGGUUUUGGACGAAGCUGAUACACUCUUGGACGACACUUUUAUUGAUAAAUUGGCUGCUUUGCUGAAGAAGUUUAGGAUACAAUACAAGUGUGACAUCCAGACUCAACCUGUAGGUUGCCAGAUCACACUAGUGAGUGCAACACUGCCCCAUGAGUUGCCAGAGUCGGUCAGUGCUUUCAUGGACCCACAGUCACUUCGGACAGUCACAACUAGUAAUAUUCAUAGGAUAUUACCCCAUGUGCCGCAUAAAUUCCUCCGUCUCGGCAAAGCGCAAAAGCCCGGCGAGCUGUUGAAACUAGUUCAAGCAGAUAUGAACAUGCACCGUCAAGUGAUGAUCUUCUCAAAUAAGACAGCCACCUGUGACUUUGUAUCGAUGUUUUUGAACGAGAACAACGUAGAAUGCUUGAAUAUUAACGGGAGAAUGGCUGUGCCCUUGAAAGCUGGCAAUAUGGAUGUGUUUAAAUCGGGGAAAGUUCGAGUAAUUUCUAGCACGGAUGUGGCGUCUCGCGGAUUGGAUACAACGGGGGUCAGCCAUAUAAUCAACUAUGAUUUUCCGUUAUACACGUCCGACUACAUCCACCGCUGCGGCCGAACUGGCCGGCUCGGUUCGCCCACAGACUGCACUAUCACGAACUUCAUAGCGUGGCCUCGCGAGGUGCAGCUGGUGCAGAGGAUCGAAGAGGCGAUCAGACGAAAUAAAGAGCUGCCGAAUGUGAACGCUAAUAUUAAACGGCAAAUUGUUAAUAGAAUUGUUAAGAUGUCUGAGUUGGUUUAAUAAAGCUUAGAAGUGUUUGAG